ACGAGACAUUGACGAGGAGGGGAAUGUGGAGGAGGAGAGAUGAAUGAGGAGGACAGAUGAACGCUGAGUGGAGGAGGAGGAGUGGAGGACGAGGAGUGGAGGAAGAGGAGGAGGAAGAUGUGGAGGAGGAGAAAGAUGUGGAGAAGGAGGAGGAGGAAGACGUGAAGAAGGAGGAAGAUGUGGAGGAAAAGGAGGAGGAGGAAGAGGAGGAGGAGGAGGUGAGUUCGAGGGAAGGCAGGCGGGCUGGUGCACACUCACCUUGGAGGGCGGUUGCAGGCGAUGGUCGCUCCAGAGCUCGGCCUCAGCAACAGUCGAACUUCCAAGCGCAAGGGGAGCUGAGCACUGCUCGUGGCGGGUGAGGCGAAUGAACGACACUUUGUCAC
Molecule: messenger RNA, 383 nt
Organism: Chara braunii
Lineage: Eukaryota; Viridiplantae; Streptophyta; Charophyceae; Charales; Characeae
Source: the annotation of a GenBank genome assembly